GUAUAAUAGUAUAAUUUUAAAACCAAACAAAGUGAUUUGGAGUUGACACUUUAAACUGGCACAAGCAUACAUGUAUAUAUCAUUUGCAAUAUUUGGCGGGAUAUUGUACUUCAAGUGGCAUGGAUGCAAAUUAUGGAUGAAAAUAAUAUAGUUGACCUCCUGGACAGGCUUUCCCUGCCCUCGAUGCCCACACCUGAUGGAUAUUUUUAGUGGCCGAGAUGGUACCGCUUGAAUAGAGGAGUGGGACAUUGUGAUAAAUGAAAAGAAGAAGAAAAAAUAGUAAGAAAAAUGUGAUUUAAUCAUAACUGAUCUGCUAUCACAAUACUCAGCAAUAGUAUCUCAAUUACAUGUUUUUUUCUUAUAUUGUGCAGCCCUACUCCGUACUCGAGAUUGUCAAAAGACUCCAAAGCUCACAAUGCUAAAACAGUGAAACUUUGCUAUAUACUGUAUACUAUAUAUCCUUUUGUCUGCUGAAAUUUCGCUGUCUUUCGAAGCCUGACUGAACCCCAGACAUGGUCUUAUGUGCUGUAGAAAAUAAAGUUUUCUUCUAAAUAGCUCACAUCUUUGUGCUUCGUCUGAUUUUAUUUUUAAACGCCUUACUAACAUUGAAAAUUGCUAAAUAGGAGUAUUCUUUCAUAUGAACAACUUCCACACUGAAGGCUGUCUUCAGUGGUAAUGCUGGUGGUAAUGGUGCAAUCACUGAUUGGAAAAAGAUGGAAAAAUUCCAACUAGCCAAUAAUCUAUCAGCGCCAAAUAAUCUGAAUAACCAGUAAUAAUCAAUGUCCGAUUUCCUAGUGCAUCACAUGUGCAGCAGCCAAAUUGGGUCAUACUGGAUUAUUACCUGGAGCUUGUUUGGGGACAGCAGGGCCUCCAGAAACUCUUGUAAGAGCAGGCCAGAUGGAGGCCACUAAUUAUUACUCAUGAGUUUCAUGUGUUUUAAUUAGGUUUGUUGCUAAGGCAGAAGUUGAAACUUCAGAUCUUUCUUAGGAUUUUUUAAACAUCCUACAAAUCUGUAAAUUCAUGUACCAAUAUACCAAAAAAUAUACUGAUGAUUCGACAUGUUAGAAACUACUUCUUUACCCCUCACAAAAUUUCCUAAACUCUCCUAAUUUGAUAUUCCAGGUGAGAAUUCUUACUUCACGAGGAUUUUUCUAACUUGGAAUUCAGAAGAUGCUGAGAUCAGAUAAAACACAACAUUAACUAAAGCUGGGCUCCCAAGUAAAAUUCUCCCGGGCCCGGACAGAACACCAGCCUUGAUUACAUAAACAUUCUGAGAAGGUGACAAUCAGCAUUUGUCUUAUCAAGCAAUCCUGACCUUAAUAGGCCAACGUCAACAUCCUGUCAGGUAUGCCAAUGUAUGCAGAUUGUUUACGAUUUGAAUUUCUCCGAUGUGCAUGGAUGGAAACACAGCUGGGUUUGUCCUGAAGUGCGGGAAGUUUAGUGACCUUAUUGCUGGGCAGAAUCCAGCUGCCUGUCGGUGAGAGAAGAGGGAUGUUUCCACAGAGCUGUGUUGUAGUAAAGAGGGGCUGUUCCCUCAGUAGAUCCCAGCUCAGCUCAGUCCGUCCAGACCAGCGGCUGGGUUGAAGGCUGGGGACUAGGCGGCGACGCAGCGACGCAUUUUACAGGUAAAAGUGGCUCCAAGUCGAGCUACGUUUUAUAUUCUGACAUUUUGGGGUACAUAUAUGUGUGUGUGUGUCUGUGUGUGUUAUUUUGCUCAUGUCACGACACAUGCAGCGGCUGAGCUGCUGCUGCUGCUGCUGUUUGGACGCAGACAGACGGUCUCGUCUCCUUCAACAAUCUUCCAGCUGUCCUCCCACAAGUUAAAGCCGAGUCGAGUCGAGCCGAGCCAGCUGCCUCGGACUGAGGUCUCUCCUGACUGGCUGUCCUUUCCUGCUCCUCCGCGGACUGAAACCGCGACUCUUCCCGGAAAGACGCGGCGUCAGGAGGCGACGCCAGCUGGGGAGGAUGGCGGUCUCUCUCUCUCUCUCUAUCUCUCUGCUGAAACUUGCAGCCGCUGUUUGCGGACGCGCUCCCAUCAGCUGAAGGUUAAAGAUUGCUGAUGGAGCUAACCGGGCUAGCGUUAGCCCUCAGAUGUCGAAGAGACACAUUCCUACAAAAUUACGCGGUUUUAUCUUUCCCUACUCACGUUCAUAGACUUAACUCAAGGUGAACACACUGACUGGAGAGUGGAAUGAAAACGCUUCAUCCUUGGCUUACAUCCAGAAAGCGUGUUUAAAUACUCCAACAACAGUUACUGAUAUCUAGUUUUAACUUGUAAAAUAGCUCCUUCACGUCCUCAUCGGUGUUCUGUGAUGGAGGCAGUUAUAAAACACAGCAUGUGUGCUGGAGGACCAACACGCCGAAUUCAACCAAGGACCCUCUCUCAUACGUUGAUGUUUUCAUGACUUUGGUUUAUCUGAUCGGGAUGUGUUGUUUACUCAGUGAAACCUUAUUCAGACGGAGGUUCGGAGGCAUUUUCGCCAUCUUUCCAUAUCUGUGCACAGCGCGCUUCUUCGGGGCCGUCGAUACCGACCUGCCACGGAACCAGAGCGAGUGAUGGCCUCCGCUGUGCAGCUGUGCCGGUAAUCCUGCCGGUGUGUGUAGGGAAGAAGCAGAGACUUGUGAAGUGACCUUCCUAAAGGCAGAGAAGGGAGAAACACCAGCACCAGCAGAAACAAAUGCCACCAUGUACAGUGUGGAGGACCUCCUCAUCUCUCAUGGAUACAAACUGCCCAGACAUACCGCCUCCUCCACACCUGCGCCAGUCCCUACAUCCUCAUCCCUUCAGCCGACCACAUCCUUGCCACCAUCCUACAGCAAACACCAUGAAAUCCUGGAAAACAGGUCCGGCUCCCGGACAGUGAACGGCUACGAAAGGGGCCCUGCAGUGGCCAUGGGGAACAGCAGUGGAAUAAGGCAGCCCCGGGUAUAUAUUGGCAGCUGCCCCAACAACAACAACAAUGGACCUAGGGAGGGGAGCCAGCCAAAACGGGAGGGUGACAACCGUGGCCAAACUGACACCCACUCCUUGGGAGAGUCGCUGACCUCAGACAGCGGGUUUUGUGAUGGCAACAGAGGGUCACAGCCACAAUCCAAGGAUCUUUCAUACUGGAGGAGGAGAGGCCAGGAUUUCAGUGUGCUGCUGGACUACGCUGACAUCAGGGAACCCCAUGGAAAGGGACAAGGAGGGUACAGCAGGCCAGAAGGGCCUCAACAGGCCAAAGGUCAAGAGCUCUCUGUUGAAGACCGUCAGAGAGCAGCUCAGGAAAGGCAACACUGGGCAGUCCAGGCCCAAGCUCAAGCCUUGGCCCAGGCACAGGGCCGCUCUAGAGACAGGGAGGCAGCCCUCCAGCAAUGGAGAAUGGCAACUGAGAGGAAAUGCCAGAGCCUGGGGACAGAGGAGUGGCAUCCAGCUGUGUGCUUUACCCGCCAGAUGUCUCAGAGCGAGGGGGAGCGUUGGGCACAGGAGCAGCAGCGGCUCCAUGCCAGAACACCAGAGGGCAUGGUAGUCCAUCCCAGGAUCAAAGCUAAGUCCCAGUCCCUGCCCAGGAUGUUACAACCUGAGAGCCUGCAAUAUGUUGACAUAGCAUUGUCUGGUCAGGAAAUGUACAGGCGGGUCAAUGGCCACCCACUGUCCCACCAAGACUUAUAUCGAGCACCUCGCUGGCCAGAAAAUGGUAGGCCAGCUAGUGCCAACCAACUCUCAAUCACACCAAAGGCCCGCUUCUCCCGACCCCCCAGACCUCCUUCUUACGAGAUGCACCAGCAGAUCAGGGGAAGCUGUGAGGUGCUGUCCGGCAGAGAAUCAGUGACUCCCCAGGCAAGGGACAGAACUCCCAUUCCCACAUCGAGAACUAAAGACUCUCAGUUGGACUAUUUUGCACAGGACUCUGGACCUCCAGGAUAUAUCCCUCCUCCAUCAUAUAAAAGAGCUCCAAUAAUGGGAGGGGCGUUCCGAGGAUAUGGUGAUGUUCCUUUUGAGUACAGGUACCGAGGGGAUAUGUAUCCGCAGAUACAAGUGGCUCCUGAUGGAUCUCAUUGGUUCAUCAGACAUCCAGCUUGUUCCUGGCCUGAUCACCAUAGAGAGAGAAGUGCGUCCAGCCAGAAGCAGCUUUACCCUGUGUAUUCAACCCAAGAGCGUUCAGGAGGAGGAGUUCAGUAUAUCUCCUUUGAUGAUCCUCGCAUCCGUCAUAUUUCCUCAGCCCUGGGUGGUAACUCCCUAACGGACGCUGACAAAAUCCGGCACAUCCGUAAUGAGCUUCCCAGCGUCACCGUGUCGGAGCCUGCACCCGACGACAGUGCCUUUUUGCCCCCGCCACUGGGGCCUUUUAUUUCUGCCAAAGUGGCAGAUGAAAAUAACCUGACGUCUUCUAGCAACUUAGACAAUGAAAAUAAAAGGUGGCGAAGUGAUUUGCACAAAGAGACUAUGAGUAACUUCCGAGCACCUGACCAAAACUGCAACAAUAGACAUCUCAACACUCUACCAUCUCCUACAUCCUCCUCUUCAGCUUUUCAGUCACCAUUAACAAGGACCCUUUCCCGUCAGGGGUCCAGUUCGGACCAGUUCUUUGCAGAAACCAUUACACAAGUAAAAACAAUUGUACCAGAGUCAGGAAAAGAAAUUCACAGGAAUACCAAGAGAAGAGUGAGUGAAACCAUCUUCUGCCUCGUGAGCGUCCCUGUUCACACACCAACAAACAUUAACAAAGGCUUAUCAGCUGAUCAGAACAACAAUGAGGCGAUACCAAACCUGACCGUUACAAACACUGACACUUUUGCUGUAGGUCUCAAAGAAAGCCCAAACAUUCGUAGCAAGUCUGUAAAUGAGAUACCCAUCAAAUCACGCUACUCUCACCAUCACACAAUCAGCACAUCGAGGAAUUACAAGAGAGCUCCUUUACGAAAAGAGGUCAUAGACGCCUGGGUACUCCAAGCAAAUGAAGACAAGCAGUUGGGCUUUGGUGGGUCUUGGCCUGGAAACCAAUAUCGUAAUCAGGAAACUCAAACAGGCUCUCCUGUGACAGGUGUUAAGAGUCCAGAAACCCAAAGCCCUAUCAGGAGACAGGAGGCUCUUCAGUCAGCCUCAGAUGCAACCAUGGAUAUUGAUAUUGGGACUGAUUGUACCUCUUCUUAUGGCUACCCAAUGACGGGUCAAAAAAACCUUCAUCCCUCCAGCAACAGCGCCUUCUCCCGUCUCAGCCUAAGCCCAACACAAUCCCAGUCACUUCAGCACACGCAACAGGAUCCAUCUUCUCCUACCAAGAGACAAAAUCAGGGAGAACAUCCAUCAUCUUCUCCUAAGAAGAGCAGUCCACCAGAAAGUGAAGAACAACUGGUUUUUGGGCAAUUUCUUUUAAAGCCAGUAAACCGACGACCCUGUGAUGCAAUCGGUCAAUUGGAGACCAUUAACAAAGAGAUGGAAGACACAAUAAGCAAGAGAGUGAAUGUGAGUCAAUUUAAAAAGGAUUUUGACAGUGUUGAUGAAAGACUACCUUGGUUUAAAUCAGGAGCACAUUUCACUAGUGGUCCAGAACCAGGCAGGGAAGCAAUUAGUCUUCCACCAAUGCACAUAGAAAAGCCCAACUAUAUAACAAAGAGGUCAAAGUCAUUUGCCUCUAGUGCUGAUCUAGAAUCCAUGGAAAUGACAAGAACUUUCUCCAAGCCACGAGCCAAUAACAUACCACUAACAGGUAAACAAUUACUGCUUCCCAACUCAGACAGCAGCAACAAUUGUCUCCUGUCCUUUGUUCCCGCUCACAAUGAGUCAAACCAUCUCUACAGGCAGGACAUCCCUGUGCCUCAAGAGUCCUUGUUGAGGGAUGUGGGACUUACUGUCUACACAGAAACUCCUGGUCGUCCUGGAGAGCCAAUGCAACGCUCGCUCUCAGUCCCAUUUCCACUCAGUCAUAAAGAUCAUACUCCAUCUAUGACAGCUCUCAUGAAAACUAGUGGCAGCUUUGAGCACAAUUCAAAUGAAGAACUUGAUCCUAAGUCGAAAGGACAUGCUAAAUUAGACCUCUCACCAUUCAGGGUUGAGACGAAGGUCUGUGGAAUAGAGAGGGAAAGUUGCUUAUCACCUGAAAAAAGCAAUUCUUGUCAUAUUACAAGACAGGCAAUGGAGGUCUCUUUUGUGUUUGUAGAUGAUGGUGAUGAUGGAAGAUAUGCGCUCUCUGAACCUCUGACCUAUAAGAAUGACUCAACAAUUGCAGAUAAGCACUUAGAAAGCCUACUUAAUCAAGAAAAAGCUAACACAUUGCCUGCAGAGGACCUCAGCAACCUGUACGAGGUCAAAUGUGCAAAAGGAAUUCCUGAAAAUGAGUCUAUAGAGGAGAGGGCUGCACGGAUCUUGGGUAUUGCUGUUCCAGUAGAGGCUUUAUGUGUUGCAGACAAACAGUCUGACGAUGAAGAGCCUGACAUGGACGCUAUUUUGGUUGAGAAACAGUUAAAUCCAAAUAAAGAAAUACAGCAUGUGACAAUAAAGUACGUGCAAGUCAAAGAGGAGUCCCUGAUAGUGUACGGAGCAGAUAUGGAAGAGAUCCAGGAGACAGAGUCAGGUGUGGUGCAAGGGGUAGAAGACAGGCUAAAGCACAGCAAUGACCAUAGUGAUGGUCAACAGAACCAGGAUGCAGAAACUCCAUCACUUCUAGACCUUCCCGAGUUCCCACCAAGUAAGCUUCCCCUCUCCCUUCCCAUCACCCCUGGCGAGACCUUAUCGCUGAGCAUAUGUGGUGGGGAGAGGAAAGGAAGAGGUGGAACGUGCAAACUAAUUGAAUCUCUCCAAGAUAAGCUGAACUGUUCUGCAGCUUUGUCUGCUGCAGCUUCAACCGGGUCAACUACAGACAGAAUGGCCCGUUUUAAAGAACUUGACUCUGUGUCUAGAAUAAGACGCCUUAGCCUGAAAACUCCAGAGUCUGUAGAGGAACCCGAAUCUAAAGAAAGAGAAGACCAAAUAAUGGACGCUUGUAAGGAGACAAGGGAGAAUGUUGCUCAGCAACGCCUUGAGAAGGAGGAGCUGGAAGAGAAUGGAAAAAGAAGUCAAAAAGAGGAUAAACAGGAAGAACAUGCCAACUUGGGAGAUCUUGAACAACUAAAGGAAGCGAUUGAUGGGGUUUGUAGGGAAGAGCAAAGGGAUGAAGAGGAGGUACAUGAGAUGAUCAGUGAAACUAGACAAACAGCAAGCAGUGGGCUGAGGGAAGAAAAGCAUUUUAGUACAGAAACUGAGAAAAGAGUGAUGGAAUUGAGAAUUGUAGAAGACAUUGAAAACACCUCAGAGAGUGUAAAAGAAGAGCAUAACCAAGCAUUGGUCUGUAGAGCUGAGACCACUCAACAAUCAGAGGGAGGAAACAUACCAAUACCAAAACAGCGCACCAAGCUCCAGAAGCCUCCUCUUCUUCCUAAACCCCGCAGCGUUCCCAAAAGAGAAAUAACUCUGCCACUAAGCUUCAGCACCGGGACCUGUAGCACCUCUGAUGUGGAGGAUGAGGAAAUGCUCUCUGUCUCAGACUCAUACGACCCCAGUCGAGUAGAGAGGGUGUGACCUCCGACCACUGCCUUCACCACUGUGGAAAUCCGUCUUUCUCUCGUUAACAGCUUUUUCCUCCAACAAAGACUUCCAUCUCACCUCAUGGCUCAGUCAGCUCUGACCCCUCCAACCCCAAAUUCCUUCCAACGUCUGCCAGAACUGACCAUCCUGGUGCUGCGAGAGCAUUUUUACAGCUAAUAAAAGCUACAGCUGGUGCUGGUUCUUUAGAUCGUUCAACUGUGUCACCCCAUUGUUUUCGCCUCUAAACUAGUUAAUGUUCUCAAGCAAGCAGACUUCCUCCUCCCAGAAGUUGUCUCUCCGUUUGGAAGAUUGUGCGUCAUUAUUCCCGUCUGCACUUCUCGGGAGCUUCCAUGUCGAAAACUGAAUGUAAGAGUAUUUCUGUUUAUUAAGCGGAACAGAAAAAAACACAAGGUGACAGUAUUGCAUUACAAUCAGUAUUAACCUACACCAAAUGUAAAUAAAAGAGUUCUAAGAUUUUAUUAAGAUUAUAAAAAAAUCAAUCUAAGACAAUAAAUUGAAAUGUAUAUUUUCUUAUGUAUGUUGAGAGAUUAGAUUUGUUUUGUAAGUGUAAUCCUUACGUGUAUGAGCAGUAAUGAAACUCCUUACCUGUUUUCUCCUAUAGGCGUGUGAUAGAGAAUGUACGAAAUGAGUUUGGAUUGCAAAGAGAAACACUGUGGUCCUUGAAUAGUUAAACUCAAGAGCAAUAUAGCUAUCCUAUACGGGGCGUCUGUGACAUAAUUCCAGUAGUAAAUCUAUUACAAGGAGCUAAUCUCAUUUGCUUUGAAGCUUUACUUUAAGGUACAAGUGUUAGAUUUGCACUGCAGAGAUUACUGGCUCGAUGUUAUUCCCAAACACCUGGUAAUCUCCUCACAUUCUCGGAGAUUACUCUCAGAGCGAUCCUCUUUGCUCGCUCUCAGUAAAUGUAGCCACACUGUGUUUAGAAAUGUCUUUAGUUAAACCACAUACUGUUCCAAAAAUCAUCCCGUACAUUUUGUGUAGAAUUAAUAGACCUGUAUAUACAGUUCCGCUGAGAGGUUUACAUCCAUGUCAUCUUAACCUUGGGCUUUUGAUGAUUUAUUUAAACUAUUUUUCCUCUAGGGUGGAAUGACUAUACAAUGAAUAACAUCAAACAUAAAAAAAGAAUUUGUUGCAUUUGUUUUACAUUUAUUUUGAACAAAAGGGUCCAAAUUAUAUGUGUACAGGCUCAAAUAUACCCAGAAACCCCACUAAUAUUUGGUUAUUUUUACAUUAACAAGGUGUACCUCACUUGCUAAGGCCAACAGAAAGCCUCUGGCAUAAUUCUGGCUGGAUAUUUGAGCACUCUUAUCAGAAAUGAUACAACAUAGUAUAUAAAUGGUCUUGGAGCUGAGGUCAGGGCUUUGGGAAGGCAGUUCCAGAGGUUUAUUGUAACCCCUUUUUAUCCAUUCCAAACCAGUGUUGGUGUGUGUUUGAGAUCUUUGCCCUGUUGGAAAACUCAUUUAACUAUGAACAGGGACAGUGAUGUUCCAGCACCAUCCAUGUUAUGGCAGGUUUGAGUCUUGGUGGUUUUGGGUUGUUUCUCACCAACAUAAGUCGGUUCCAUUUAUCUGAGGGGGAUAGUUUGGGUCUUCUUUAAAUCAUUACAAAUUGGUUUGGGUCAUAUCUGAAUAACAUACAUACAACUUAAAUACAAUUGACCUUAGAAUUUCCAGUUCUGUAGAAAUGACUCCAAAACACAUUCCCGACUUGUGUAAAUUUAAAAUUCUUUCUUAGAUGUUCCCUUGGACUUUCCCAUUUUUCUCAGUAUUGGUUGGGCCAUUGAGUACUGUCAUACAAAAACAAUGUAGAAAUUUCAACACCACUUUUUCAACUAUUUAGCUGAAUGUAUGUAUAAUUCCAGCCCUGUGUGGAUUAGAGGAAAUCCACCAUAAAUUCAAACUUGUGCAUCUUGUUUUUAAAAAUCAUCAAACUUGUAGGUUGCAUAAAUAUUCCACUUUGGUAAAAGAGUGGUUCCAAUAAAUCCUUAAAAGCCCAGAAGGUACUCUGAUAGUCAAACCCAUGAUUGGUUUAUGCAAACCUCUGGAACUGUUUAGGUUUCUUUGUCAGUUUGUGUCCUCUUUGCAGAAAAACAUAGAUGUAGCGUUAUAGAUCGCAGUGUGCCUUGUACACACUGUCUCAGUGGAGAUCUUUAUCUGUGUGUAACCCGUCCGGUUUGCUGUUUUAACUGGACAGUAACAAGCUCCAUUUACUCACUUUAGCAGAUAAACAUAUGAAACUGUUUAGGCAAUAAUAAUAUUAAGCUAGAGAUGCUUAGUAACAAUGCUGUACAGAACAUUGCUGUUGGAAUACUAGUCAGAGUAUCUGGGCGUGUCUAAUAACUUCAUGCUGACAUAUCAGUAUUGUAAAAGUUGCAGGUAGAACUGGCAGUUGGUUAGCAAUAGAAAAAAAUUGACAAACAUGCCAAACCAAACUUUAUGCUAUGCAUUGGACAUUUAUUUUUACCAGCAAAGUUCAAAGCUAAAAUGCUAUUACCCACUUUGCUUGUGCAACCAUAUCAUUCUGUGAUCCAACUGUAUUUAAAUUGUGUGGUAAAACCUGUUUGAACCGGUAUGGAAGCAGUUCUAUGGAGGGUUCAUAACGAGGUUAGGUCUUUGUCCAGUCUCCAACUCAGUAUUCCUGCACCUCCGUGCUCCAGUGUUAUCUGGUUCAUCCUUGUAGAUCUUUUUGUAACAUAAUCUAGACAACUGGUGCACAUCUUGCUUUGAUAUUUUCUAUUUUCUUACAGAAGUAUGUACAGCUUUUUUGUAAGUGCUGCACCCCCUCCCUUUUUAUUUUAGUGCAUGUAAUAUGUAAGAAGUCACAGAAAAGGUGUAUUUGCAUAUAAUAAUUGCAUUUGGUACAAUAUAGUCUAUCCAAUAAACAACUGUUAUAUUUCAUACAAUGUAUAUUUUAUUUUACAAAUGUUAAGCUACAUAUUUAAAACAGAACAUGGUAUUUUUAGAUUAUUGUGAAGACGGAGGUGUUUUUGAAGGCACAGUAUUUAACCAUACUUGGUAUGAUUAUUAAGGCUGAUCAGAAUUCGAGACAAAUCUGUGCUGUUGUUUCCGUGCUGCAGACUGUUCAUAAAUAAAAGUCUUUGCAUGAAA
Molecule: messenger RNA, 10668 nt
Organism: Girardinichthys multiradiatus
Lineage: Eukaryota; Metazoa; Chordata; Actinopteri; Cyprinodontiformes; Goodeidae
Gene: jcada
Product: junctional cadherin 5 associated a
Exons: 5
Coding region: 2687-7537 (1616 amino acids)
Biological process (GO): positive regulation of blood vessel endothelial cell proliferation involved in sprouting angiogenesis
Cellular component (GO): ruffle membrane; adherens junction
Source: RefSeq, a predicted model, not a curated record